Messenger RNA from Encephalitozoon intestinalis ATCC 50506, 855 nucleotides. RefSeq names its product translocase of outer mitochondrial membrane 40-like protein. Gene Ontology annotation, cellular component: mitochondrial outer membrane translocase complex; mitochondrial outer membrane. Lineage: Eukaryota; Fungi; Microsporidia; Unikaryonidae. Gene Ontology annotation, molecular function: transmembrane protein transporter activity. Gene Ontology annotation, biological process: protein import into mitochondrial matrix. Bases 1 to 855 code for a protein of 284 amino acids. The record is from RefSeq and is a predicted model, not a curated record. The transcript has a single exon.
AUGCGGUGGAUCUCAAACAUCCUUCGAGAAGCCAGGAAAUCCUGCUUUGGGAGAGAAAUAACAUCGACGUUUGACACGUAUAAUGCAGAGGCAAAUGAAAUAGUCACACCGCAAACAUGCAGUGGUGUGAAAACCGAGGUAUCAAAGACACUUGCGCCGUUUCUCCAGGUGUCGAGGGUAGAUAUUCUCGAUAGAAAUGCACACACUAGCCAGAUGUUUGGGACUCUGAGCCUGAAGAACACCCUGGUACAGGUUAGCAUGGACCAUGAAAACAGCGUUGGGUUCAGGGCUAUGAACAUGUCUGGAAACCUUAUCACUAAAAUACACACAAUAAUUACAGGAAGGAAAGAAGUGUUUAGCCAGGUUGAGCUUGAAAUGAAGAAUCGAAUCAAUAACUUUGGGCUAAAGCUGAUAAGCCCGGCGGUAAAGAGUACUGGGAUGGUGUAUGUUGCGAAUACUCUUCAUCAAUUUGGGUCUUUGAGCCUUGGAGGAGAAGUUAUAGGUGCAGACUCGGAGCUUGGAGUCUCUGUGUGUGGAAGAUACGAGCACAGAAAUGGGGUUUUUUCUGUAGGUUUACAACAGUUUACUGCUUUAAGUCUCAACUACUAUCAUAAACUAGGGAAGUAUCUUGACGUGGGUACUGAGGUGCAGAUUCCAAAGUCUUGCCCUCCCAGUGCUGCUGUGGGAUGUAGACUAACAACUUCAAAAACUCAGAUGAAAGCAAAUGUGAACAGCGACAUGUCCCUUAGUUUUUGCCUUGGCGAAAAGUUAACAGAAGGACUAAGCUUCAAUGUGAAUGCCGAAGUCAACAAGUCUGGAUGCACGCAUGGAUUUGGGUUUUCCUUGGAAUUCUAA